Malassezia restricta is the source of this 2106-nucleotide messenger RNA. Its product is annotated as telomerase activating protein Est1. Gene Ontology annotation, cellular component: telomerase holoenzyme complex. Lineage: Eukaryota; Fungi; Basidiomycota; Malasseziomycetes; Malasseziales; Malasseziaceae. The transcript has a single exon. Gene Ontology annotation, biological process: nuclear-transcribed mRNA catabolic process, nonsense-mediated decay. The record is from RefSeq and is a predicted model, not a curated record. The coding region runs from base 1 to 2106 and encodes 701 amino acids. Gene Ontology annotation, molecular function: protein binding; telomeric repeat DNA binding; telomerase RNA binding.
AUGUCCACCGUGGAUCCAGCGGAUCUACGACGUGAAGCGCGGGCGCGGAAGCAGGCGCAAGAAGAUGCCAUCCGGCAUGCCAAGGCGCUCACGUCUGACGGCACGUAUGAUCCAUGCGACGCGGCGGUCGUUCAGGCGCGGCAGGCACUGCGUACGGUCUACAUGGCCCUAUUGAUGACGUGUACAUUCACGCGUGCAGCCCAGCUCGUGGAUAUCAUGAUCUGGCAUGACACGACGUACCAUGUCAUUUCAUACCUUCGUGCGAGGAUCGUCCACGCUGAGCAGCAGGUGACGAAUGCGCCCCGUGGCAAGGGCCGCGCACCCAAACGCGAGCGCAAGAGUGCCAAGGCGUCGGACCACAAGAGGCUCCAGCAGCAGCUCUUGCAGUUUAUCGACGAGGAAGUGGCGUACUAUGCAGAUACCAUUGCAUGUCUCGUGCAGCGGUAUGCGCUCGACGAGACGUGCAGCGUGCUCUCGGCGCUGGCCAUCCAGAUCCAGCCUCAGCACGAGGCGACGCUCGCCGAGUCGGCCCGUGUGCCGGCUCAUCGGCACCAGCUGUACGAAAUCAUACAGCGGCUCCUUACGUGCAUGGGCGACUUGCACCGCUACCGUGAACUGCACUCGGCGGUGCCUGACCGACACCAUCGGGUCUUCUUCCACUUUACACGCGCCGUGCUCUUUUACCACCAGGCCCACGUCCUCCUUCCCGACCAUGGCAAUCCAUCGAAUCAGCUAGCAGUCGUUGCCACCACUGUGGGCGAUUCGUUCGGCGCGGUGUAUCAGUACUACCGGGCGCUGUGCGUGCGUGUGCCCUUUGAUAACGCGCGCCAUAACCUGCAGCGCAUGUUGGAAAAGGCCCUCCAUGCAUGGUCAUCGAGUGCGCGGCGAGACGAUGUGCUCGUAGCAUGGCGUCAGGCUGCGCUGGAAGAUUGUCCUGCGCGCCGAGUGCCUGUGCCGUCGAUCAGCGCUCGGUGGGACUCGACGCACGACUACUUUGACUCGUUGGUGGCUUUCCACAGUCUGUGCUUUCUGCGCGCCGACUUGGAUACGGCCUGCGUCCUCCAUGAUGCGAUUCUACGUCACAUGCUCAUGGCAGUCGAUAUGCAUGAGCUGCGUGCCGUCGACUAUCUGCGCAUUCUCGUGACCGGCCUGUGCGCUUCGUGGACGACGCGGCUGUGCCCGGCGCCGCUGCACGAACGUCUGCCGUUUUCGCUCGGCGCGCCCUACUCGGCGCACAUGGACGCGGACGUCCUUGCCGAGCAUGUGCGCGCGGCGUGGGGCACGCUGCUGGUGUGCCACGUCCUGGGUAUGUUGACGGCGCUCCUGGCCGUCAUCCGGCACGAGCUCAUGAGUCUGCUGCGGGACAGGCGGCCUGAUAGCGAGGCCGGGCCGAUGGACAUGGGCCGCAUCCUGCGCCGUACGCUGCCGUCUGUGCGCAUCGGCCUCAAGUGGGUCAGGGGCCACGUCGACUACAUGGCCUCGUGCCGGGCGCAGGCAGCGCAGGCGGCCGAGGAGCUGCAGCAGGCCGUCGACCAGCAGAAAACGCCCUCGAGUCUAGCGACGGAUGCCGUCGCGCGACUGGCGUGUGUGCAGCGCAGUGUCGAGGCGCGCAUGUCCUCGUUUUGGAGUGCGCUCAUCGACUUUGGCAACCUCUUGCAGGCGGCCUAUCCACCCAGCGUGCUUCCCGUGGCGCCCGAGGCCUCCAUCUUCAUCGAGGAGGACGUCGACCUGCAGUUUCUCGGUCCGAUCCGCCGCGUCAUGCACCCGACGGAGGCGUCGCCGUAUGCGCUGCCUGACUUGGCGCCGCUGCCGAGUGCGCACGCCGACUAUGCGCGGGUUCUGGACGUCGAGCGAGACAUUCGGGGCAUGGCCACCUCGGAAGCGUGCGGCCUCGUGUACGACGAAGCACGGGCGAUGUUCGUGUCGCGUGCCGCGCCGGUCGAGGCGGACGACCCGAUUGAGCUCGCGAUGCGGGCGAUGGACGUGCACAUGGAUCACGCCUGGUCGCAGAGCAAGCCGGCGCAGGAUGCGCCCGCAUGGCCUUCGUCUACGUGGACGGAUCCGUGGACGACAUCGAACUCGAUUUGGACGACGUGGCCAAGCUAA